This is a messenger RNA of Micromonas pusilla CCMP1545, 1503 nucleotides long. RefSeq lists its product as uncharacterized. Lineage: Eukaryota; Viridiplantae; Chlorophyta; Mamiellophyceae; Mamiellales; Mamiellaceae. Bases 1 to 1503 code for a protein of 500 amino acids. The transcript has a single exon. The record is from RefSeq and is a predicted model, not a curated record.
AUGUCGGCCGCGACGGACUGGUCGCUCACGCGCGAGACUCUCGUGCGCGUGUCCUGCGUCGAUCCGCUCCCCGCGCCCCCCGAGUAUCUCGACGACGCCGCGGUCGAGCGCCUGCGCGGAUGGGACGCGUCGGCGCGCGACGGCGGGGGACCGGCGCUCGGCGUCAACUGCUGCGCCGUGUGCGCGGCGUCGUUCGCGGCGGCCCCGUCCGCGUGCGAGCGAUGCGACGUCGUCAAGUACUGCGGCGAGGCGUGCCUCGAGAAGGACGCGGCGACGCACGCGCCGAUAUGCGCGCUCGCGUCGUUCGCCUCGCGUCUCGCCGCGGUCGAGAUGGACGCGAUCGACGCCCGCGCCGCCGCCGCCGCGUCCGCGAGGGCGUGCGUGAAGAACGUCAAGCUCCUCGGGAAGACCGGGACGUCGCACAUCCUUGGCCCGAGAGGGUACGGCGAGCGCGACAGCGAGCGGAUCGACGCGGACGCGUGCGCGAGCCGCUGGGGCGCGGUGUUGAAGCUCGCGGAGCGAGGGAACGCGCACGUCGUCGUCCCAAAGUCGGCGGAGGCGGCGACCGCGGACGACGACGCGCGGCUGGCGGCGAACGCGGCGGCGGCGAAGACGGCGAAGACGCUGAACGACUUCGCGUCCACGGCGAGCUACCCGCUCUCCGUCGUCGCCGCGUCGUGGCUGUUCCCGGUCGUGAAGUACGCGCUCAUGCUCGGCGUGAGCGGGCACCGCGUCGACGACGACGACGACGGCGGCGGCGACGGCGGCGACGCGAACGAAUCGGAAUCGCCGACGGAGCCGGCGGCGCUCCACGUGGUGUGCGGCCCAGACGCGGACGCGCACGCGCUCGACGCGCCGUCCGACGUGUGGUGGCUCCUCGGCGCGGGCGCGGCGUUGGACAAGCCGGGCGUGGACGUCAGCCUGAUCGGCGAGGGCGUCGCCGCGAAUGAGAUGGCGAACGAGUACGGUUUCGCCGGGUCUUCCCACACGCCGAGCGUGAAGCGAUUCGCAGAGAGUUACGAAACGCACGCCGCCGCGGCCGCGCGCGGCCCGUGUCUCGUCUUCGGCGUCGGUUUGAACAUCGCGAACGCGUGGGCGACGCUCCGCGGCGAAGAGGAGGAGGAGGAGGAGGAAGACGCGUCGGAGACGACGGAGGAAAAGUUGAACGUCAUCGGCGCCGCCGCCGGCGCGGUGCGCGCCGCGCGACGCGCCGGGUGCCCGCUUCUGACGUCCAACCCGACGCGAGUAGACGUGAGCUACGAGCAGGAGGCGAUGGAGGACGUCUUCGGGUACGAGCUCGUCGGGAUGGCGAGGAAUCCGUUCGCGUACGCGACGCCGGAGCUCGCGGGGGUCGGGGACGUGAUUCGGCGCAACGAGUGGCUCGCCGCGUACGUGCCGAAGAGGUCGGCGGCGGCGGAGGUGGGGGGGGAGGGCGCGAAGCGGUCCGGCGACGACGGCGGGGGGGGCGGCGGCGACGCCAAGAAGGCGAAGAAGAAGAAGUAG